CUUCCAUCCACUGUUGUUCUAAAAAAAACUUCCAUCCACACCACCAGACCACUGCUCGACGAAAUGCCGCAUUGGCCGUGGCUCCAGCCCGCCGCCGCCACCGCUCGCCGCGCCACCCCGUUCGUUCUCCGCAGGAACAAGUGCUUCUCCCCCGCCUCUGUUUGCGCCUCUCCGUCCAUCCAUGACCGCGCGCAGGAGGAGGAGGAGGAGCGGAAGUCGCUGGUUGUGGUGGGUGGCGGGGCGGCCGGGGUGUACGCGUCCAUAAGGGCCAAGACCCUGGCUCCCCACCUGAACGUGCUGGUCAUCGACAAAGGCAAGUUCCUGUCCAAGGUCAAGAUUUCCGGCGGUGGCCGAUGCAAUGUCACCAAUGGACACCAUCUUGAGCCCUCGGGACUCGCGAGGAAUUAUCCUAGGGGUCACAAAGAACUCCGGGGAUCCUUCUUUAGCACUCAUGGCCCACAGGAUACCAUGCAUUGGUUUUCCGAUCAUGGUGUGGAGCUUAAGACCGAAGACGAUGGUAGAGUAUUCCCUGUCACUGACAACUCUGCAUCAGUAGUAGAUUGCCUGCUGAAUGAGGCAAGACGGCUUGGAGUUUCCCUGCAGGCUGGUAAAUCUGUGUCUAGUGCAUCCGUCAGCGACAGUGGCAAGUUUGUUCUGAAAGUUGAGAAGCGUACUGUUGAUUUUGUUGAUUAUGUCAACGCUAAUUAUGUCUUGGUUGCUACAGGAAGCAGCCAGCAGGGUUACUCGAUUGCUACACAACAUGGUCACUCCAUAAUUGCACCGGUGCCCAGUUUGUUCACAUUUAAAAUUGCAGACAAGCGGCUUUCUGAUCUCUCUGGGGUUACAUUCACAAGAGUCAAAGCAAAAUUGAUGCUAGAUGGCAUUCAGAAAAGUGCUCCUGAAUUAACUCAGACGGGCCCUAUGUUGGUUACACAUUGGGGGCUUAGUGGCCCUGUUGUUCUUCGAUUGUCUGCAUGGGGAGCACGUGAACUGUAUCAGGAAAAGUACCAAGCAAAGCUUAUGGUUGACUUCAUACCUGACAUUCAUAUUGAGGACGUGAAGCGCAUCCUUUUCCAGCACAAAGAUCAGCAUGCGAAGAACAAAGUAAAUAACUCCUUCCCCACGGAGUUUGGUAUGGUGAAGAGAUUUUGGAGAUUCCUGCUAGAACAGGAGAGUUUAGAUGGUGAUAUGCACUGGGCCACCAUACCAAAAAAUCAUCUGAACGCUAUAGCACUUCAGUUAAAACAAUGGAUGUUUGAGGUUGUCGGGAAGGGUCAAUUCAAAGAUGAAUUUGUGACCGCUGGAGGUGUUCCACUUUCGGAGAUAUCACUAAACACCAUGGAAAGCAAGAAGCAGCCCAAUCUGUUCUUUGCAGGAGAGGUACUUAAUGUCGAUGGGGUCACAGGUGGAUUCAAUUUUCAGAACGCAUGGACUGGUGGGUAUAUAGCUGGGACAAGCAUAGGCACAUUGGCAUCAAGCAGCAACCUCAGACCGCAGGCAUGUUUGCAACUGGAAGCAUCAUGAGUACCCUAGAUUUGUUCACUCUGAGGCCGGUGAUUCAGGGAUUCUAAUUGGCUGACAAACUUUGUAAAAACUUCUGAGGAUAGGUUAACUGCUAGUCCACCCCUGCACUAGUUCAUGAACAAGCAAGGAUAAAUAAGAUCCAGGAAGUUAUAUUGAUGCAACAAUUUUGUUGUCUA
Molecule: messenger RNA, 1700 nt
Organism: Brachypodium distachyon (stiff brome)
Lineage: Eukaryota; Viridiplantae; Streptophyta; Magnoliopsida; Poales; Poaceae
Exons: 16
Coding region: 64-1524 (486 amino acids)
Source: RefSeq, a predicted model, not a curated record